Caenorhabditis elegans is the source of this 2305-nucleotide messenger RNA. It is a transcript of the gene kqt-2, whose product is annotated as Ion transport domain-containing protein. Bases 1 to 2088 code for a protein of 695 amino acids. Gene Ontology annotation, molecular function: monoatomic ion channel activity; voltage-gated potassium channel activity. NCBI's taxonomy places the organism in Eukaryota, Metazoa, Nematoda, Chromadorea, Rhabditida, Rhabditidae. Gene Ontology annotation, cellular component: membrane. Gene Ontology annotation, biological process: transmembrane transport; monoatomic ion transport; potassium ion transport. The transcript is spliced from 14 exons. The record is from RefSeq and is marked reviewed.
AUGCCAAAAUACGUUGCGUUAUCAGUUGACUUCCAACACCCCAAUGUUUGUUAUCAAUUAACACGUUUAAAUGGCAAUAAAGUGACGCUUGGUGCUCAUAUUGUUGCGAUUUCUAUGCACUCCCUGACUAUCGACGAUGCCGAAGAUUCAGAAACUGAAGUCUCGGACAACAUCCGUAGAAGAUCCACUAUUAAUCUUGGAAAUCAAAGGCAACGGAAUCUCCGUCGUAUCCGGUUGAAAGUGUAUAACUUCCUUGAAAAACCAUUGAAUGCAGCGUCAGCGCCAUAUCAUUUUUUUAUUUUUGGAUUAGUUAUUGCAAAUAUUAUACUGGGAGCUGCUACAAAUGACAAUGACAGUACUGUCUCAAAAAUUCACUUUUUCCUUGAAAUUUUCAUGAUAGUAUUUUUUAUCCUGGAAUUUGCUGUAAGGUUAUGGUCUGUUAGAGCAGAUGCAAAGUACAGAACUAAAUAUGGUCGAUUAUAUUACUUAUUCCACACAGUUACCCUUAUUGACAUUCUCAUCAUCCCAGCCACAAUUCUCUUGCUCGUUUUCAAGGGUCAUGAUGUCGACGGUUCCACCUUGGAUACCUUGCGUUUCAUCCAGAUUUUACGACUUUUCCAUGUCGAUCGCCAAAUGGCUACAUGGAAACUGCUAAGGAAAAUGAUUAUACUCGGAAAAUGGCAACUCAUGGCAACUUAUUAUAUAACUCUUGUUGUCGGAUUGAGUCUUGCAACCAUUGUAUAUUCUACUGAAGCAUUAGCUCAAGGAAUUCAAGACAACGGAUACGGUCUUAUUGUACCCGAGGGAACAAACGCAACGUUUCCAACAAUGGCCCAUUCAUGGUGGUUCACUGCUGUCACCGUCAUGACAGUGGGAUAUGGUGACAUAUAUCCGGUUGGAGCUCUUACCAAGUUUCUGGUUUGUGUGCUUGGCUUCAUUGCUUUUUGCACAUUCCAGGCUGCUAAUACCCAAAUAUCUGUUGGUCUCACGUUGAUGAUGGAAGAAGAAAACAAAAACCAACAGACGAACAGAUUACGAAAUCUGGCCGCUUCAACUAUUCAAUGCUGGUGGAGAUAUCAUUUGGCCACGAAUUGGAAACCUCCUCGUCGUUAUACAUAUUUCGUGCAUGUCUGUUACAAGCUCUAUGUUACCGAGGAGCGUAUUAAUCAGAAUAGAGUACUUGCGAAGAAACUAAGGGAAAAGUUGGAGAAAAAACGUCCUAUCAAGAAGAAGUCUCUCACGCAUCAGAACUCGGUAACGGCUGAAAUACUAAAAUUUGGGUUUAAAGGCAUGGCAAAGCCGAUGCUGGAAAAACAAGAUAGUUUUGAUAAGGCCGAACGGAAAAUUUCGUUAAGAAGAACUAGAAGUGAAGAUCGACGUUCCAGUCUGCCAGACACGCUAGCAGUUGUUGAUCCGGCUAUACGUAAACGAGUUCUAUUUGCGGAAGCUCGAAACAGCUCUGUUGAAACUUCGAUGUCCUCCUCUGUUGAUGUAUCCGAGUUGGAGACUCAAUUUGAAAUAACCAACUUUCUUGAACAGAAUGUCGAUGAGCUUAGCUCAAAAGAAGUAGACAUCAGCCUGCUUAUCAAAUAUCGUCCGCUUCUCCGUUUUUACUACUUUGUCAUGUUCCGUUUCAUAAUGAACAAGUUCCACACCCAACGUAUCGCCGGUCAACUCCUUAUGAUUGAAGCCGAAAUCGCCGAAAGGGAAAAUCAGCGCAAUCAGAAAAUGAAAGAACUGGAAGCUGCAAUUUUAGAGCUCACUGGAAAGCCAACCGUCUCGCCUUUUGACGAUUCCGGACAGAAGUUGUCAAUCAUUGAACGUUUGGAGUUUUGUGAAAAACGAAUGGAAGAUUUGGAACGGAAAACCGAUGCAUUGAACGAAAUCACCAUCAAGUGUCUCAACUUAAUGAUGAUGGACACCCAAGAAGCUGCGUCAAGGACAAAGGACGAGCAAGGUCUUCCGCCAAAACCUCCAAGUGCUAACAACAAAAAACAAAGAACCAUUGGACCGAGACGCCAGGUCACAAUUGUCGACCAGUACGACACGCUCGACGAUUGCGAAACAGUCAGCUUGGAUAGAGUCUAAUAAUUUUACGUCAUCAUUAUCACCACGUGCUCUAUCACUGCUACUCGAUUGUCAUUUAUUUCUUAUCUAUUCCCUUUUAACUAGAAGCUUUAUGUCUUCUCGUUUUUCUUCUGAUAGUGCUGAUAGCGCACGAAACUUCCAUCACUGAUCAGUAACUCAAAGUUUCAUAAUUUGCCAUUGAACUAACGUAACCCCAGAAAAUAAAUGAACUCACGUU